Molecule: messenger RNA, 1019 nt
Organism: Armigeres subalbatus
Lineage: Eukaryota; Metazoa; Arthropoda; Insecta; Diptera; Culicidae
Product: nuclear protein localization protein 4 homolog
Exons: 5
Coding region: 11-676 (221 amino acids)
Biological process (GO): ubiquitin-dependent protein catabolic process
Cellular component (GO): nucleus
Molecular function (GO): ubiquitin protein ligase binding; ubiquitin binding
Source: RefSeq, a predicted model, not a curated record
UCUGCUAGUAAUGAAUAACCAUUUUCGAGGUCCGGUUUUUAUUCUGUUUUGUGCAGUCAGUGACCAAAAUAAGUGCGCGAUCAAUUGUGUUUCGUUCAGGACGCGGAACCUUUUCGAGAUCUGGGAAAAGGACGUCUAUGGUAAUGAAGUACAGCGCCUUGGGCGGCCCCUGCCAGUAGAAUAUCUUUUGGUGGACGUGCCCGCAUCGACUCCGAUGGUUCCUUUGUUCACAUUCCACGAGCGAAAAGAUGUCAGUCAGUACUUCCCGGUCGAGAACCGAAUGAUCGAUGGACACAUUCAGGACUUCUCCACCCUUAGCGAAUAUCUCGCCAAAUCACGGUCGAUGGACUUCUUAGAGUCCAUGUCUGAUUUCCAUUUGCUAUUCUAUCUUUAUUGUAUGGAUAUGCUCCCGAUGAAGUCGCAAAUGGAUCCGCUAUUAGAGGCUGUUCGUAACAAGGAUAAGACCGCCGCCUCUGAGUGGAAGAACCAGGAAGUGUGGCGAACUCUGGAACAAUUGAUCUCUGCCAGUUCACACCAUGACGACUCCAGCAUGAGUAAUGACGUGGAAUUCGUGUCAGCCGGUGAGGCGGAACAGAACUGGACCUGCAAUCAUUGUACGUUCAUCAAUAGUCGGGAACUGCCAACGUGCGAAAUGUGUAAUCUGCCCAGGGCCUAAAACUAUUAAAUGUACGUACUAUUAGUUGCCAAUGGGUAGAAAAUUUUAGCAAACAGCAGCAACUCUAACUAUUGCAAAUUGUACGUUAUCUACCUACCACAAAUAAUGGUUAAAUUGUUCAGUUCAGCGAAAUGAUGAAUAUAUCAAAAACUAUUUUUGAAUUGGAUGCAUAAGUAUCAAUAUUUCGCAGCGCAGAAAGGUCAAACUAUUUGUUAAAGUACAGUUUACUUGCAAAUAGCUUGAGCGGGGACGUGAUAGGUAAAAAAUAAUCAAUUUGAUUCUUAAUGAUAAGAAAAUAUUUAUUUUCAAAUAAAAAAAUGUGAUUGAAGUCGGUAAGUAAGAA